AUGGGGACUGUGGUGCCCGCCGUCGCCGGCUCACGCACGAAGAAAGCCUGGGACAGAUGGCAUGGACCUGAAGGCGACUUGAUAGCUGCAUAUCCGCACACCUACACUGCGGUGUGUGCUCUCUACGACGCGAGGUAUCCUGAGAUCGUAUCAGAGGUAACUCACCCCUUUAUGCGAGCUCUCCGCCGUGAGAUGAAGGUCCAUGAUAAGACGUGUGGCAUCUUCACCUCUGUCGGCCAGACGGAGACGCCCUCUCGGAUGGAGCUUUUGUGCUUCUUCUCCGCGGUUGAGGAUGAGGCCGAGGAAAAGCUCGGCGAUCUCGAAGCUCGUCUUAAAAAUCUCGCAAUCCCUCCGAGACACCCUCAAGCCCAACAAGCCGUCCACACCGUCAGCAAGGGCGUCAGUAUCAUUCGGGGCGUGGAGAAGCUGAGUGACCGUGCUGAGGGCGCUCUCGUAUCAUACUUGCUGCAGCAGGUCGCCCAGCUGGAGGCAGAGCCCAAGCGCAAUUACGACGAAGAGGCCCGUCUCAGCAACGCCCUCGAAGAGUGGCAAGACGCAGUGGAUGUCCAGCGUGACCAAUAUGAGGUGCAGUUGAAGAGCAAGACGGAUGAGACUGGAAGACUGCAGGAGGAAUUGAAGAAUCAGAAGCGAGUCGCAAAGGACGCGCUCAGAGCCCAAGCCAAGGCGGAGAAGGCCCGCGACGACGCCAUCGGUCGCGAGCAUGCGAUAAACCAGCAGUCCGCAGCCCGCGCGACGGAAAACAAUACACUGCAGAGUCAGCUCGACACAGCCACCAAACUGCAGCAAACCACCGACAAGACUCUGGAAGACACGAAGACAGCGCUCGAGCGGAUGAAAGGUCAAGUAGAGGACAAGCAGAGCGAACUGGAUGAUGUCGAGAGCCAGAUGACCAGUCUGGAGGAUGAUGUUUCGGAUCUACGCGACAGCAAGCAGACGAUUGUGAACAACCUGGACGCUGCGUUGCGCCGACUGGAGGCAAAGGAGAGCGAGCUGACCUCUGAGCGCCAGAAGAGCCAGAAGCUGGUAUUGGAGGGCGCAGGUGAACAGCGGGAACUCGUCAGCAAGAUCACCGGCCAGCACAACGAAGCUGUCCGCCUCCUCCGUGCGCAGCAGGAUCAACUCCUCUCCGCCGCAGAGAGCGGCCGUGCCAGUGACAAGAAGCACCACGACGCCACCGUCCGAGCGUCGCGCGAGGAGAUUGACGGCCUCCGGCAGAUUGAGGAGGCUGUCAAGCAGCAGCACGGUCGAGACUUGGAGACCCUUCGAGACAAACACCAGAAAGACAUCUCAGCAUGGACCGAGAACCAGAACUUGCUUCGUGACCGUCUCCAAAGCACGUACGAGAGCCAACUCACUGAGGUAAGGAACAUGAAGGAUGAGGUCGUUCGUCUGGAGAGGGAGAAGCGGCAACAGGUCGCCAAGGACGCGAGAUUGACGGAGGAUAAAGUCAUCAAGUUGGAGGUGGAGGUGGAGUCUUUGCGUGGCGAUGUCAAUCGAGGAGAUGUCCAGAUUCACGACAUCAAGCAGCAGAGGGACGCCUUGCAGAAGGAGCAAGUCAAUCGGCAGAAGACGCACGAGCGACUGCAGUCGGAGCUUCUCGGCGGCGCGGAGCGGCUCUCAGAGGCUCGUGAAGCUGCUCGUGAGGCUAUCGCUGCGAAGCUUGCCAAUGAGAACCGCCUUCGCGACCAGGAGAGAGCAAUCAACCAGCACGGAAGGGAGGUGGCCGAUCUUCAAGAGGCAGUGCAUGCAGCGCAGGAGAAUGCGAAGAGACUUGUUGGGCUCGAGCUGGACAAGGUCGACAAGGCCGCUGCAGAGCACGAGAGGGACCUGAAGGAUGCCCGUGACGAGGCACGCAAGGACAUCGAAGGUCUGCGUCAGGAGUUGAGGGAUGAGAGGUCGCAGGCCGCAGAGCGGUUGAAGUCGGAGACGGAAGAGUUGUGUGGGGAGCUCAAGGGCAUGCGCGAUGAGCGCGACGGCCUGUCGGUGGAGCUGGGGAAUGUCAGAGGAGAAAGCAACGCACGCCAACAAGCCGUCAACCGCAUAACUCUGGAGCGAGACGGUCUCCGCACACGUGGCGAAAGGCUGCAAGAACAGAUCAACGCCGUUGACAAGUCUAACGAGAGCCUCAAGACGUUCGGUCGGGAGAACAUUGACUUCUACAACAAGAUUGAGAAGCGCCUGGACAAGGCGCAGGAAGAGUUGGGCUUUGCCCAGGAACGUAUUGUUGCGCUUACCAAGGAAGUGUCCACCACGACUGGCGCGAAGGAGACGUAUGAGAGGCUGUAUGAUGGAGAACGGCGCGCUCACGACACUACGAAGGACAACCUAAGCGCAGGGCUCCACCGCGAGGAGGAUUUAUCAAACCAGCGAGAGGCAGAUCAGCAUGCCGCGGAAGAGCGAGAGAUUCAGUUUGUCCGCCAAGCCAACGACCACUGUUUCGCCCUGAACGGCCAGAUCAGGACUGCAGAGGAGCAGAUCACGACGCUCAACAACCGGCUGGAUGCUGUUGUUGUCGACAGGGAUCUGCACAAGGACCUCUACGACCUCAUGAGCAACGACUUGGAGAAAGAGAAGACGAGGUACCAGGCUGGGAGGCGUGAGAAUGUGUUGCUUGAUCUGGAGAUUGCAAGGGUGAGCGGUCAGCGGGAUUUCCUGGAGCGCCGUGUCGGCGAGAUAUUGCAGAAGCGCACUGAUCCUCUGCAUGUGGAGAUCAAGCAGCUGCAGAACCAGAAGAUUGUUUUGCAGAAGGAGCAUGAUGAGGCUGUCGAGGAGACGAACCAGGCUCAUGACCAAGUGGUGGAGAAGUUGGGUGCGCAGCAUUUGCAGGCAAUGCAGGUGUUGCAGAAGAAGGAUGUGGCGUAUCAGAAGCUGAUCUUCAAGAUGGGUCGUGAUCUGAAUGAGGCGACGGAGGUGAUUGAGGAGAUGAUGGGGUGA
Molecule: messenger RNA, 2955 nt
Organism: Saxophila tyrrhenica
Lineage: Eukaryota; Fungi; Ascomycota; Dothideomycetes; Mycosphaerellales; Extremaceae
Exons: 3
Coding region: 1-2955 (984 amino acids)
Source: RefSeq, a predicted model, not a curated record